UUUUCAUUCUGUGUACAGACAAUCAUCAUCCAGACAUAACGAAUCCUCCACCAUGAAGCUUGUACGGUUCUUGAUGAGCUUGCCUGGGGCAACCAACCAGCCAGUGACAGUGGAACUCAAAAACGGAACUUCCGUGAACGGCCAAAUCUUGUCUUCUACGCCGCUGAUGAACUUAUCUUUAAAGAACGUCAAGCUAAUUCAACCCCAUCAAGACCCCCAAUUAUUGCAGUUCAUCAACAUCAGAGGAAACCAAAUCAGGCAGAUACUCUUGCCAGAUGACUUGAAUAUCGACAGUGUGUUAGCUAAGAGUGUGACGAAAAUUAAGGGCAAUGGGGCAGGACCAGGAAGCCAGGAUUUACUGAGCGGAGCCCCCAAAAGGGGAGGAAGGCCUAUGAGAGGUGGCCGUGGAGGUCGUGGAAGAGGAAGAGCAUUUUAGGGUGGGAGAGGCUUACAAAUCUCAUCUAGAACGAAAUAGUAUUGUAAAAUAGUAAUGUAUUGAAUAUGUACAGA
Messenger RNA from Suhomyces tanzawaensis NRRL Y-17324, 510 nucleotides. Its product is annotated as mRNA splicing protein. Bases 53 to 436 code for a protein of 127 amino acids. Gene Ontology annotation, molecular function: RNA binding. Gene Ontology annotation, biological process: RNA processing; spliceosomal snRNP assembly. NCBI's taxonomy places the organism in Eukaryota, Fungi, Ascomycota, Pichiomycetes, Serinales, Debaryomycetaceae. Gene Ontology annotation, cellular component: U1 snRNP; pICln-Sm protein complex; commitment complex. The record is from RefSeq and is a predicted model, not a curated record. The transcript has a single exon.